Salvelinus fontinalis (brook trout) is the source of this 1492-nucleotide messenger RNA. It is a transcript of the gene ptgr2, whose product is annotated as prostaglandin reductase 2. The transcript is spliced from 10 exons. Bases 111 to 1283 code for a protein of 390 amino acids. Gene Ontology annotation, molecular function: 15-oxoprostaglandin 13-reductase [NAD(P)+] activity. NCBI's taxonomy places the organism in Eukaryota, Metazoa, Chordata, Actinopteri, Salmoniformes, Salmonidae. Gene Ontology annotation, biological process: prostaglandin metabolic process. The record is from RefSeq and is a predicted model, not a curated record.
AGGGAACACCUACUCUGAAGUGCCUGUGCAAUAUCUCAAUUCGCCCUUGCGUUCCUGAACAACGCAAUUUUUAGAAUGAUAUUUUGGAAACAGAACUGUAUGGAGCUCAAAUGUUUAAUCAAUGGGAGAAUAUGCAGAAUGUUGGCCAAAAUCCUUCUCCUACUGUCGGCCAGUUGGGUUCCUCAUCACCACUUGAACUGACAUUUAUACAUCCGGUCAAAUAUCUUGCUAAUUGUUCUUGCUCACUGCGGUUUCAGACACAACAAUGUCAUUAUAGUCAUCUGCCUGCCUUUUUGCUACGUAAGCGCGAAAUUCCAAUGCGAGGUGAGCACGGGACUGAUGGAGAGCCAGUCCCUGGUCAUUUCCAUGUGGAAGAGGCGAUUGUAGGACCUUUUCUGAAAGAAGGACAAGUCCUUGUCCGGACUCUCUUCCUGUCUGUUGACCCUUACAUGCGAUGUCGCAUGAACGAAGACACAGGUGCUGAGUACCUGGCUCCAUGGGGGCUGUCGGAGUGCGUGGACGGUGGCGGCAUCGGGGUGGUUGAGUUAAGCCGCUGCGAUAGCCUCUCUGUGGAUGACGUGGUCACCUCGUUCAACUGGCACUGGCAGACACAAUGUUUGAUGGAUGAAAAGCUCUUACAGAAGGUUGAGCCACAGCUGGUUGAUGGACACAUAUCCUACUUCCUGGGUGCAGUUGGCAUGCCUGGCCUCACUGCACUAUUGGGUGUUAGAGAGAAGGGUCAUGUGACCGAAGGAGCAAAUCAGACCAUGGUGGUCAGUGGCGCUGCAGGGGCUUGUGGAUCUAUAGCUGGGCAGAUUGGCCGUGUGGAAGGUUGUACCAGGGUGGUGGGGAUCUGUGGGUCUGACGAGAAGUGCAGAGUCCUUGUGGAGGAUCUGGGGUUCUCUGCAGCAGUCAACUACCGUCAGGGGGACGUAGCCACAGCACUAAAGGAGAGUUGUCCUAAUGGAGUGGAUGUCUACUUUGACAAUGUGGGAGGGCCCAUAAGCGAUGCUGUAAUAGCACAGAUGAACAAUGAUGGUCAUGUGAUCCUCUGUGGACAGAUCUCCCAGUACAACAAGGACGUGCCCUACCCACCACCUCUCUGUGACGAGACUCAGGAGGCACUGCAAAGUAAAAACAUCACCAGGGAGCGGUUUAUGGUGCUGAACUACAUGGAGAAACACGAAGCCGGCAUAAUCCAGCUCAGUCAGUGGGUUAAAGAGGGGCAGAUCAAGGUGGGUGGAAAUUUGAGACAAAUUAUCCAAAGGUGUUGGAGACGGUAGUAAAUGGCAUUGAGAAUAUGGGAGUGGCCUUUUGCUCCAUGAUGAAAGGAGGAAACAUUGGUAAACAGGUCAUUAAAAUAUCAGAUUGAUUCAAAUCCCUGGUGGCACCAUCAGAAGCUACUGGAAUCACAAGUUUUUUUACAUACUACUUCCUGCCUUUGAUUUCUAUACUGACAACUGGAUGUACUGAAUAAAAUUAUUUGUAGUUA